Fusarium sp. VM40 is the source of this 1524-nucleotide messenger RNA. The record is from the annotation of a GenBank genome assembly. NCBI's taxonomy places the organism in Eukaryota, Fungi, Ascomycota, Sordariomycetes, Hypocreales, Nectriaceae.
AUGGCUUCCAAGAAAAACUUCCACUGGCGCCAAGCCAAACCAGGGAUAUGGCAACGCUACAUCGACGAGCUUGAGCAAUUCUACUCGACCAUGGUCACUCUAUACGAAGGUAGUGGUCGAAUGUUCUUUGGCAUUACCGGCCAUGUAUCGCUCUCUAUCGAAAACACUGGAAAUCUGCCACUGGAGAAAGCUGAGCUGGAGGUCGAUAAAGCAUUGCGAAAAGCCUGGCUUGCUCUGAGGCAUGCCCACCCUACACUUGCAUCUCAGGUCACUCAUGACAUUGAGACAGGCCAAUGGGUCAAAACUUACAAAGAAAUCCAAUGCGAAGCAGAGAAGGACGAAUGGCUUGAAAAGACUCUUGUUCACGUCUCGAACGGCCAGAGUGGUAAUCAGUGGGCAAAUUCAGACCCUCCUGCUCCUAAAUUCCCAAAAUUGUUCAUCAUGGAUCUUCCUUCGAAACAAGGAGAUGAGGGUUCACAUACGGUCCAUCGAGAUCUCGUCUUCCGCUCUCCCCACGACAUCAUCGAUGGAAUCGGAACACUCAUUAUGCUAAACAACUUCAUCACUUUCGCCGCCGAGGCCUACGAGAAAGGCGAUACCUACGAUCUCCCUGUUCUCGACGGCAGCGAGGCAGCAAAUCUGAGUCCUCCAUACAGGAUAGCAGCUGAGAUCCCUGAGAGUCUAAUCCAGGCUCAGCUAGACAGACUAGACCAAAUGGCGGCUCAAAAGUCCGCUGCGACAUCUGACCCGAAGGUCGAAAUUCUUGCGUUACCCUUUCGACAUGGCGCUGAGGUACCAGGCCGUCAUCAACGUGUGGCGCUUACUCUCCCGAAGAAGGAAACGCUACAAUUAUUGGCAUCGUGUAAGAAAGCUGGAGCUACACCAACGCAUGUGUUCCACGCCGCUGCUGCCAUCGUCAUGCGUGAUCUCCAGGACAGACCAUCAGAGACCAAAAGAGUUCGCUAUAUCAACUACAUCUUACGAAACGAACGUUCAAAUUGCAUGGAGCCAUACAGCUCUACUAAACACCCCGCUGCGGUGUAUCACUCUGUCUCUGGUCAAAGUCUCGUUGUAGACAUGGAUCUAUCUCCAAAAGGCGAGCAGACAGAUAAAGAAGAGUUUCUCUCCAUCCUCGAAACCAUCAAAGACUUCUACCUCACCGUGAAGCAAGACAAAGAAUUCUACAUCCUCGCCCCGGUGAUGUUCUCACAAGGUACCCCAGCACUGCCCUCCUACCCUCGUCCUCUCCCCGUGCCUGCCCCCAACGCUCACCCGUCCGUAUCGAUCUCGAGUAUGGGACGCACAGAUACGAUAGUGGCUCCGCGAACGAAAGCUUUUAGCGCUCGAGAUCCUUGGGUGACCGGCGAGGAGCUUGGUAACGGGCUGGGGGGGUUUCUUGGGACGUUCGAGGGCGAGUUGUGCUUGAGUGCUGCGUAUAAUGAUGCUUGGCAUACGGAGGGUGACGUUAGAGGGUAUCUUGAGCGUUGUAAGGAUGUGGUGUUUUCGGGGCUUGGGAUCGAAUAG